AUGGAAAAGUUUAAUGUAGAUUUAAAUGAUUUGUUAGAAAAAAAAGGUUCAAAUACUUCAUUUUUGAAAAAGCUUAAAUAUGAUCAACUAAUUUCGCAUAUAAUUCAACUAAAGAAUAAUUCAAAAAAAAAGGAACCGAAUGAUUAUAACCUUUUAAAAAAAUACGACGUGUUAAACGUUGCUAAUGUUAACAAGUUAAUUGUACCUGUAUCUGAAUAA
Macrosiphum euphorbiae (potato aphid) is the source of this 219-nucleotide messenger RNA. NCBI's taxonomy places the organism in Eukaryota, Metazoa, Arthropoda, Insecta, Hemiptera, Aphididae. The record is from the annotation of a GenBank genome assembly.